Molecule: messenger RNA, 3436 nt
Organism: Pseudogymnoascus verrucosus
Lineage: Eukaryota; Fungi; Ascomycota; Leotiomycetes; Thelebolales; Thelebolaceae
Exons: 3
Coding region: 140-3436 (1098 amino acids)
Cellular component (GO): Golgi apparatus
Source: RefSeq, a predicted model, not a curated record
CACCCUCUGGCAAACAUGCGCGCGUCUUCACACUGACGUUUUGUUCACAUUUAAAAUAUUCGCCUUUAAUGUUUGCGCGGCUCUGAAGAAUGCGCCGUUGUUGAGUUGGACUGGCUAGCUGGCUUUCACAGAAGUCAGAAUGUUCCAACGGCUUAAAGGCGCCAUUGAUUCGAGAAUAGCGGAGGAGCAAGCAAAGGCAAAAGCAGCAGGCACACCUGCCACGGGCUCAGGAACAGUAUCAAGGUCGAACUCUGCAAGAGCCGACCCUACGAAGCGGACGAAGCCCAAGACCAAGGUCGUCGAUGACGGUGCAAGGGGCCCGGACCCGUCGGAAUUCGAAUCGGCUUUUGUGAUUGACGACGACGAGGACACGCCAGAAUCUACACGCAGUGCCACACCACUGGUUACAGAGGGCAAAGGAGCUACAACUACAAUGGCGGGAAAGAGCAGUCCUGCACCUGCGGCUGUGGCCAAUGGCGAGGGGGUGAAUGAGAAAUCGGAGGCUGUGCCGAAGUCAACUACGCCUCCACCGACCACGACUGCAGCGACAGAACUGCCGAUGGAGGUGCGGCAGAAACUACGAAAACUGGAGAAGCUGGAAUCACGAUACCAAGAGCUGCUCCGGUCGUACCGCAUCGCUCAUGCGCGCGCUGUGUCGAUCGAGCCGUUUGAGAAGACGCUGAAGGAGAAUACACCGCUGGUUUCCAUCAGCGAGCCGGAGGCGUUGGUGGAAUACCUGAACCAGCUGAACUUGAGGGGGGAUAUGGUCAUGGAUGAGCUGAAGCGGGUGACCUCUGACCGCGACCUCUACAAGAAGAAGUUCGAGGAGGCAGAGAGGGAAGCUUCCGAUGCACAGGCCGAGCUUGAGGCUUUGAAAUCUAGCGAGGGGGUUAAAGCAGCUAAGGAGUCGCAACCCGAGGAGCAAGCGAAGGCCACCGACUCGAAAGCUCAGGCAGAUGUGAAAUCGCCUGCCUCAUCAGUGUUCAAGAUCUUCUCCCCGAAGCAGAAGCCUACCGAACCCGAAGGCGCAUCCGAGGAUUUCUUCUCCUAUGACGAGGAGAUCCCGCAAUUACAAUCUGAGCUCCAAGCCAAGACGACUGAGAUUGAGACUUUGAAAUCCGAGGUUGUGGUACUCCAGAAAGACCUGGACGCCUUCAAAGAGACAAACGAGGGCCUCUCUACGACCGUGCAAUCAUUAGAGCGACAAGUCAGUGAAGCUUCAGAAAAGUCAGCAUCCAACUCUGCACGCCAGGAAGAGCUGAAGGAGCUUCAAGGCAAGCUCGAUGCCUCCACAAAGUCCAUCUCGGAGCUCCAGGCGAAGAUCACGGAGAAGGAGAAGGAGGGAACCGAUGCUGCCUCGUCUAAAGCCGCCGAGCUAGAGAAGUCUCAAGCUACUAUCGACCAGCUAAAAAAGGAAUUGAAAGACCUGCAGGCGCUACAGGAUGGCGACAAGAAGAAGAUCAAGGUCCUGGAGGGCAUCGUGGCUACGCUGAAGAAGAAGGGCGAGGCUGCCGAAGUUGCUUCUGCCAAAGCUGAGCCCGAAAAGGUUGUAGCGCCCAUGACAACACCCGUCACGGCCGAGAGUGCGGCUCCUGGUGCAGCGAAGAAGAAGAACAACAAGAAAAAGAAGAAGGGCGCCAAUGCAGGCAAGGACACCCCUGCCGCUGCCACAGAGGCACCCCAAGAACCGACCGAGGCCGCAACUCCCGACGCUCCCACCCACGACCUGGAAGCCGAAGUCGAGAAACUAAAGGCCGAAGUCGCGUCACGAGACGUGCAGAUCGAGAAACUCCAGAAGCAGCAGAAGAACGUCGAGACCAUGCGCGAGAAGAUCGAUGAGCUGGAGGAGAACUACCUGCAAGUCGGCCACGAGCACGUCGAAGCCAAGCAGAAGAUCAAGGAGCUGGAAGCCGAGAAGAAGGUCCUCCAGCAAAAAGUCGACGUCCUGGAAUCCUCCAUCUCCUCGCAGAUCGAGCACCAAGAGAAAGCCGGACAGGCUGAGGCGAGUCUCAAGUCCAUGACUAGCGACCACGACGAGCUGAAGACGAAGCUGUCGACUCUACAGAGCGACCUCGGCGCCGCGGAGAAACUCGCAUCCACGCGGUACAAAGAACUCACCGACCUCCGCGACGUCCUUCAGAAGGCGCAACCCGAGCUCAAAUCCCUGCGCACCGAGAACGCGGCCCUGAAAACUACAAAAGACGAGCUAGUCGCGCGGACGGCGGAGCUGCGCAAGCUAGAGGCGCGAGAGCGCGAGCUCAGGAGCGACGUGGGCAGUUUCAAGAAGCAGGCCAGCGAGCGCGAGACGGAGGUUAAAUCCCUCCAAGCCCAGCUGACGAGCGAGACGAACGGGCGCGUCAAGGCCGAGGACACGGCGCGAGUUGCGGGCCGAGACCUGCGGCGCGUGGAGGCGGAGAAGAUCGAGCUCUCUGCUUCUGGGGAGAAGGCUGCUAGGGAGCUAGGCGCGGUGAGGGAGGAGGCAGUCAAGCUGCGCGGGAGGGUGAGGGAGCUUGAGGCGGAGGUGGGGAGGGUGGGGAGGGAGAGUCGCGAGGUUAGGGCGGAGAUGGAGUUGAAAGCCAGCCAGUACAGCUCGGCGCAGAGUUUGGUGGGGAGUAUGCGCGAUCAGACGGCGGAGAUGGCGAUGCAGCUUAAGGAGGCGAAGGAGGCUGCUGAGAGUCUGGAGGAGGAGCUGGGGGAGGUGCAGAGAUUACUGACGGAACGGACGAGGGAGGGGGAGACGAUGAGGAGGUUGUUGUCCGACGUUGAUGAGAGGGCUGAGGCGAAGGUGAGGGAGAUGAGAGAGCGAAUGGAGGCGGCUGUUGAGGAGCGCGAUAGGGCGGAGGAGGAGGCUGCGACGGGGGGCCGGAGACGGGCGAGGGAGGCGGAUGAGUUGAAGGGGCGUGUGAGGGAGGUGGAGCGGGAAUUGAAGCGCGCGCUUGAAGAUCGGGAGGAGCUGGAUCGUGAGGCAAAGGAGGUGAAGCGCCGGAGGGACGAGAUGGAGGGUGUUAGUGCGCGAGCGGCGGGCGAGGUGCAAGAGGUCAGGGCGGCGAUGGAGGAGCUCCGCACGGCGCUGGAUGGGAGCGAGAGGCAGGCGCGGGAGGCGGAGAAGGGGAAGGUCGAUCUGAGAAGGCUGUUGGAGGAGGCGGGGGGGAGGUAUGAGAAGUUGGCUAAGACGCUGAAGGCGAGGGAGACGAGGUUGGCGGAGCUGACGGGGGCGGGGAGACGGGUGUCGGGGGAGUUUGGGGGGAGUAGUAGGGGGGCGUCGCCGGCGGGGCAGGGGGUGAGCGAUGUGCAGUAUUUGAAGACGGUGUUGUUGCAGUUUUUUGAGCAGAGGGAUCGGAAGUUGCAGCAGCAGCUGGUGCCGGUGUUGGGGAAGUUGUUGAGGUUUGAUGGGAAUGAUGAGAGGAAGUGGAAUGCUGCUAUUGCUGCGAAGUAG